Molecule: messenger RNA, 1128 nt
Organism: Knipowitschia caucasica
Lineage: Eukaryota; Metazoa; Chordata; Actinopteri; Gobiiformes; Gobiidae
Source: the annotation of a GenBank genome assembly
AUGUUCUCGUCACAGUUGGCUUUAGAGAAAGAAGAACUGAGGAUCCACUUACUGGCUUCAAAGGACGCUCAGAGACAACUGACCGCAGAGCUGAAUGAAGUGACCGAGAGAAACGCAGAGUGUUUGGAAAUGUUCCAUGAAUCACAAGAAGAAAUCAGGGACCUGAGAAACAGAAGCUCUCCGUUCUUUGGGAUGAGGCGCCACAUGGUCCACGGACUAUACCCCAUGGAUUCUUUAGCUGCUGAAAUCGAAGGCACCAUGAGGCGAGAGAUGAGCUUUGAUGAGGAAUCUGCUUUUGAAGAUCAAAGAGUUUCCCAGAAGCGUGUUUUCCAGACGGUUCGUUCUUUGAAUACAGCAGCGUCCUCCAGACCCCCCCCAGCCGGGCCCCCCAUCCCCGGCUCCGGCAGCUCCCUGGUGAUGACCUCCCAGCCCUUCUGCUCCCCAGAGGAGGUGACGAUGGGGAGGCCUGGAGCUCCAGGAGGAAAUGAUUUGGCCAAAGCUCUGCACAGACUGUCCCUGAGGAGGCACAACUUCCUGUGUGAGAGACAGUUCUUCCAGAGUGAGAGGGAGAAGCUCCGAACAGCAGGGGGCGAUGGAGACACCUGCUCCUCCCCCAUGGGCAGCCUCUUCUCUUCCUUCUCCAACCUCUCAGAGCUCUCCUCCAGCUCCUCACUCUUCAAGACCUUCCUCCCAGAGAAACUGCAGAUCGUCAAACCCAUGGAAGGGUCUCUGACGCUGCACCACUGGCAGCAGCUCGCCAAGCCACACCUGGCCACCAUUUUGGAUCCUCACCCUGGGAUCGUCACAAAAGGUUUCCGUCCUCUGACCCGCGACAUGGAGGAGGACCAGGACCAGGACCGGAGUGCGAGUGUGGUGGAGAAGGGAGCCACAGAGCAGGGCAAGGACCAGGAGGAGCAGGAGGAGGAAGAGGCUGGGAUCACCUUCAAAGUUAGGUCUGACAGAAGAGAGAGGAAGCCGCCUGUGUGUCCACUUCCUGUCCCGCCUCUUUCACUAAAUGUACCAAAAACUAACCUCCAAGCAGAGAACCAAUCGGCUCCAAGCAUUCCAGCUCCAAGCAGCCAAUGGAAUAACGACACACUGACGACCUCUGCGGCUUCAGGUGAGUAG